Messenger RNA from Trematosphaeria pertusa, 512 nucleotides. RefSeq lists its product as uncharacterized. The record is from RefSeq and is a predicted model, not a curated record. The transcript is spliced from 3 exons. Lineage: Eukaryota; Fungi; Ascomycota; Dothideomycetes; Pleosporales; Trematosphaeriaceae. Bases 129 to 509 code for a protein of 126 amino acids.
CCGGCUUUGACGUUCUUUCUUUGUACGUCUCAAUUAAGAAACGGCAAUCUACAUCCUACCUUUUCGACUACGAAACCUCACCGCCAACCAGAGCGCCCCGUCCACCCAACACGAACCCCCCCAAGAAAAUGGUCUACACAAUCAUCCAGCACCUCACGGCCAAAGACUCCCCCGACGCGAUUGAUAAGCUGAAGAGCAAGCUCGUCGAGGCUAGCGCUGUGUUUGGCAAAGAUCGCGAGACGCUGGCGUGGAUUCCUAUGCAGGAUGCGGUGGAUCGGAGGCGGUUUACGGUUGUGGAGAGGUAUCGGGAUGAGAGUAGUCAUAGGUAUCAUGUCGAGAACCCCUACUGGAAGACGUUCGACCCCGAGGUGAAUCAGCUGCUGGAGAAGCCGGUCGAGCUGCGCAGAUGCAAUGAGCUGGAUACGAGUGGGAAUGGAGCCGGGGCGCAUUAUCAUGAGGAUGCGAGGGGGGAUACGAGUGUCACGACUAUGUAUGCGGAUUCGGUUUGAGUG